UAAUAGUGUUGAUGGCCUGUGUAUGUAGUGCACAUAAAACUGCUGCUUUAUGAUUAUUAUCUGCAGUUUGCAUUGUUUGCCCUUCUGUUGCCGGCAGUAUGUGAUAUACCUACGUAUUGUAUGUGUUGCCGGCGUCGUUGCCGUUGCCGGUAACGGUAACUGUCAAACGCUGUCAAACUUCAAAUGUCACUUAUUUCGCGCUUUUUUUAGGCAAAUUAAACGAAAACAUGUCCUCAUUGAUUUAUAAAUAAUUAAAUACUUUUAUUCUAUAAAGUUACUAAGAUAUUACUGCAAAUAAUAUAAUUUGUGCAGUUUAAAAUUACUUACAACAACAAUGAGUUCACCGAUACCCGAUACACCAUCUGAUAGAGAGGAUGCGCGGUCACGGAUGACGUCACCGGCCCGUGAUUAUGAGAUGUUCGAGGAUGAGGGUGCCAUCCUGGGAGACAACCCUGUUGAGGAAGAGGAGGAUGGGGAGGAAUUGUUUGGAGAUAAUAUGGAAGCAGACUACCGUCCAAUGCCAGCACUGGAUCGGUAUGAUGCAGAAGACCUGGACGAUGAUGAUUAUGAUGCCAUGUCUGUUGGAGACCGAGUUGCUGCUGAGAGAGAGCUUCAGAGGAGGGACAGAGAUGAAGGGAGAAUCAGAAGAGAUGAUCGGGAUUUGUUGUAUGAUGAAUCAGAUGAGGACGGUGGGGACGCGCCCCGCGCUAAGCGCCGCAGAGCCGCGGAGAAUGCCGCUAUAGGAGCAGACGAGCAAGUGGAAGAAGGUAUAGAGAGCAUAGAGAACUUGGAGGAUACUAAAGGAUACUCCACUAAAGAGUGGGUGUCUAUGCUCGGGCCUAGGACUGAGAUCGCUAAUAGGUUCAAAAACUUCCUACGAACAUACACAAACAGCAAAGGCCAGUUCGUAUUCAAGGAGCGCAUACGUCGUAUGUGCGAGCAUAACCAAGCGUCUUUCCACGUCGAGUUUGACGUGCUAGCGCGCAGGGAACAAGUGCUAGCCUACUUCCUGCCAGAUGCACCUUUCCAAAUGCUGCAGAUAUUUGAUGAGGUGGCCAAAGAGAUUGUGCUGCAGAUAUUCCCCAGUUAUGAACGCGUCACGUCGGAGAUUCAUGUCCGUAUUGCAGAUUUGCCACUUAUUGAAGAGUUGAGGACUUUUAGAAAGCUACAUUUAAACCAGCUGGUUAGAACACAAGGGGUUAUAGCAGCUACCACUGGGGUUUUACCGCAGUUAUCUGUAGUGAAGUAUGAUUGUAACAGAUGUGGUUACAUCUUGGGGCCGUUCGUCCAGUCACAGAAUUCAGAAGUCAAACCUGGUUCAUGUCCAGAGUGUCAGAGUUCUGGCCCAUUUAUGGUAAACAUGGAACAAACAGUAUAUAGAAACUAUCAAAAAGUGACUAUCCAAGAGUCCCCUGGUCGCAUCCCCGCGGGGCGUAUUCCUCGCAGCAAAGACUGCAUUCUUUUAGCUGAUCUGUGCAACAGAUGCAAGCCUGGGGAUGAAGUGGACCUAACUGGGAUAUACACCAACAACUACGAUGGCUCACUUAAUACUGAACAGGGCUUCCCAGUAUUCGCAACAGUGAUCAUAGCAAACUACAUAAUAGUUAAAGACUGUAAACACAUAGUUGAAUCACUGACAGACGAUGACAUAGCCAGCAUUGUCAAACUGUCAAAAGAUCCGCAGGUCGGAGAUAGGAUUGUCAAAAGUAUAGCCCCAUCAAUAUUCGGGCACGAAUACAUCAAAAGGGGCUUAGCAUUGGCUUUGUUUGGAGGAGAACCUAAAAAUCCAGGUGAAAAGCAUAAAGUAAGGGGUGACAUCAAUGUGUUGAUAUGUGGAGAUCCUGGUACUGCAAAAUCACAGUUCCUGAAGUGCACAGAAAAGAUGGCACCAAGAGCUAUAUUCACAACAGGCCAAGGCGCCAGCGCAGUCGGUCUCACAGCGUAUGUGAGAAAGAGUCCCACUACCCGAGAGUGGACGCUAGAAGCCGGCGCGUUAGUGCUAGCGGACAGAGGAGUGUGUCUUAUUGACGAGUUUGAUAAGAUGAACGAUCAAGACCGCACCUCUAUACAUGAGGCCAUGGAACAACAGUCCAUAUCCAUCUCCAAGGCAGGAAUAGUUACUUCUCUUAACGCCAGGUGUUCAAUAAUAGCGGCGGCUAACCCAAUAGGCGGUCGAUACGACGCCUCGCUAACGUUUACGGAGAACGUGAAUCUGUCGGAGCCGAUCUUGUCUCGUUUCGACGUGAUCUGCGUCGUCAAGGACGAGGCUGACCCCAUGCAGGAUGCUCAUAUGGCCAAAUUCGUAGUAAACUCGCACAUAAGACAUCACCCGACACAACGCGGAACAACACUGGACGACAACACGGUGGAUGACGACUCCAUACUACCACAGGACCUGUUAAAGAAGUACAUCGUCUACGCCAGAGAGAAUGUGCAUCCUAAACUGCAGAAUAUGGAUCAAGACAAAGUAGCAAAAAUGUACAGUCAAUUGCGACAAGAGUCACUGGCCACUGGUAGCUUGCCGAUCACAGCCAGACACAUUGAAUCAGUGAUCCGAAUGAGCGAAGCGCACGCCCGCAUGCAUUUAAGGGUACAAGUGAACGAGGAAGACGUUAACCUGGCCAUUCGUACCAUGCUGGAGAGCUUCGUAGAAACACAGAAAUAUAGCGUCAUGCGCGCUAUGAGACAGACCUUCCAGAAGUACCUCUCCUAUAAGAAGGACCACAGCGAACUCCUUUACUACAUUUUACGACAGCUCACAAUGGACCAACUCGCCUAUAUGAGGGGCCUACACAACCACUCACAAUCCACCAUCGAAAUAUCAGAGCGAGACCUCACCGAGCGAGCGAGACAGAUCAACAUAUUGGAUCUAAAACCCUUUUAUAAUAGCAGGAUAUUCAAAAUGAACAACUUUAGUUAUGAUCCCAGAAGAAAAGUUAUUGUUCAUACCCUUCCAGAAGUACCUACUGAAUCAUAAAUAUUAUAAUAUUACUGUCUUACUGGCAUGUCUACAAAAUUUCAUUGACUGAGCGAGACAGAUAAAUCUUCCUAUGAUAGAAGGGUAAUAUUGCUGUUCUGCUUGCACAAUAACUAACCAAUAAAAAUCUCUGUUAAAAGUUUUUUACAUAAGAGAUCUACACAACCAUUCACAAUCCACCAUCGAAAUAUAAGCAAUUGAUAAUAUUGCUGUCUUACUUGCACAUCUACAAAUCUUCACUGUGUGAGCGAGACAGAUAAACCCAUCUAUAUUAAUAAGAUAAUAUUAAUGUCCAGCUCGCACAAUAACUAAUUGCCUAAGUAUGAACAGACAAAAAUGGCCAUAUCAUACAUAACAGAUUCUCACAACUGGUUGUUUGAUGUGUUCACACAACCACUUGUGAGAGUCUGUUAUGUAUGAUAUUCUAGUAUUUCGUUGGUGAGUGAUUGGUAACUCACCAUCGAAAUAUCAGAAUGAGAACAUACAGAGUGAGCGAGACAAAUAAAUAAGUAUAUCGGAUUUAUAACAUUUUUUUAAUUGUAAAACCAUUUUGUUUUGAUAAUAUACAUUUCC
Molecule: messenger RNA, 3550 nt
Organism: Maniola jurtina (meadow brown)
Lineage: Eukaryota; Metazoa; Arthropoda; Insecta; Lepidoptera; Nymphalidae
Gene: Mcm2
Product: DNA replication licensing factor Mcm2
Exons: 15
Coding region: 335-2977 (880 amino acids)
Biological process (GO): double-strand break repair via break-induced replication; DNA replication; mitotic DNA replication initiation
Cellular component (GO): MCM complex; nucleus
Molecular function (GO): single-stranded DNA binding; single-stranded DNA helicase activity; ATP binding
Source: RefSeq, a predicted model, not a curated record